Molecule: messenger RNA, 729 nt
Organism: Mesorhabditis spiculigera
Lineage: Eukaryota; Metazoa; Nematoda; Chromadorea; Rhabditida; Rhabditidae
Source: the annotation of a GenBank genome assembly
AUGUCGUUGAAUACGGCAAAUACUCCUGAUGGAAAAGGGGUGCUGAUCUACAAUGGAGAAGCCAUUCUGCUCUACACAAGGGCUGUGAAUAUGUCAUUCAACCAUGGUAGCGCCACCGCAUUGAAGGGCAAGAAGUCUGGAGCGCUCUACUUGACUUCACAUCGCAUGAUCUUUGUUAGCCAGAUGAACGAUGGUAUGCGCUCCUUCUCUAUGCCUUUCUUCGCACUUCGUGAUGUGACUUUGGAGCAGCCAAUUCUUUCCCCGAAUUAUUUGAAGGGCAACAUCCAAGCUCAACCUGGCGGUAACUUCGAUGGUGAGGUCACCUGGAAACUGUCGUUCCCGAAAGGCGGCUGCAUUGAUUUUGGCCAGGCUUUACUGCAAGCCGCUGAUAUGGCCCAACGUUAUCGUCCUUUCGACGCUCCUCCUUCGUACGCUCCGGCUCCUGGGAACUAUAAUGCGGCCCCGCCGGGCUAUGUGAUCCCACCGAACACCAAUUAUUAUGGAUUUACCGCGCCGACUCACGUAUUCCCGGAGCAGCCACCAGCCGGGGAGGUCUACAUGUACGAAUCACCACCACCAUACCCUGGCAUCGCUGCAUCCCCCGCGCACCCCGGCCGAGCAAUUACCUCCACGGGGCUGGCGAGACUUUACCGGAAUUCCGUCGGCCACCGUUUCCACAGCCCUCCUCACCUCUUCGAUUCCGACCACAACACCCGUAUUCGCUUCCCG